Chrysoperla carnea is the source of this 7730-nucleotide messenger RNA. Its product is annotated as protein dopey-1 homolog. Gene Ontology annotation, cellular component: trans-Golgi network; endosome. Lineage: Eukaryota; Metazoa; Arthropoda; Insecta; Neuroptera; Chrysopidae. The record is from RefSeq and is a predicted model, not a curated record. The transcript is spliced from 18 exons. Gene Ontology annotation, biological process: Golgi to endosome transport. The coding region runs from base 46 to 7449 and encodes 2467 amino acids.
GAAGUAUCGAGAUCGAAAUUUUAUGCAAGUGCUCCAAAUAUUUCGAUGAUGUCAACUCAAACUCUAGAAGAAAACGAGCUGUUGAUAAAAGAUUCCAAAUAUCGUCUAUAUGUAAGUGCUGUUGACAAAGCACUUAAAAAUUUUGAAUAUACAACAGAAUGGGCUGAUUUAAUUGCUGCGCUUGGUAAAUUAAAUAAGGUGCUAUUAAGUUAUACUAAAUAUCCAGUGAUACCUAGAAGAAUUAAAUUAAGUAAACGACUUGCACAAUGUAUGCAUCCAGCUCUUCCAGCUGGCGUGCAUUUAAAGGCUUUGGAAACAUACGAUGUGAUAUUCAAAUGUAUGGGAACAAAUCGAUUAGCUCAGGAGCUUUUUAUUUAUAGUGCAGGUUUAUUCCCAUUACUUGGAUAUGCAGCGACACCAGUUAGGCCAGCAUUACUUGCUGUAUAUGAAGCGCAUUUUGUACCAUUGGGUGAACGACUACUUCCAGCAUUAUCAGGUUUUUUAGCAGGAGUAUUACCAGGUCUAGAACCUGGAUCUGAUCACUAUGAUAGUACAAAUGGAUUGUUAGAACGAAUUUGUGAGUCUGUAGGAAUUCAAGAAUUUUAUGCAGCGUUAUGGAAAUGUAUACAAUGUGAUUCACCUGCAAGAGCACCGGCGGUAGCCUUUGCGUUAACGCACAUUAAUAAAAAAACGGGUCAAAAUUCAUCGGCACCGUUUUUACAAGAAGAAAAUACUGUUUUAAUGAUUGGAGCUUUAGAGUCUGCAUUACAAGAUAAUAGUGUAUUAGUACAACGUAGCGCUUUGGAUUUAUUAAUAAUUGUAUUACCUUUACAUGGAACUCCAUCACCUUCGAUUUCAUUAAUAUCAGCAGCAUUGCAUACUGUUUUACGGCGUGAUAUGUCCCUUAACAGGAGAUUGUAUUCAUGGUUAUUAGGUUCCGAAACCACUGCACAAGUAUUACCACUUCCAGUAGACGAUACAAAAAAUGAUGAAAUAAAAAAUAAUGCUACUCUCGAUGAAUCAAACACUUACUACAAACGAUACUCGCACGAACUAGUAUUAAAAGCAUUAGUGACAAUAUUUCGACAAUCGUAUCAAAAUCAAACAAUCGAUAUACGACCGUAUCGUGUGCUAACAUCACUACUUGAUAAACCAGAAAUCGCUACCGAUAUAUUAGAUCGAAUUUUAUUUGAUGUAUUUCGUGCACUUUAUCUUACAUGUAAGCAUCAAUUAAAUCAUGAAGAUUGUAAAGAAGAUGGUGCCGGAUUAUUUGAUACAAAAUUCACGGAUAUUUUACAAAAUCAGAACAAGAAAUUAAAUCGUAAAAAUGCGAUUUUAACAAAGUGUCAAGAUUUAAUUAAACAUGCGAAUCUGUUGUUUAAUACUUUAGAGACAUAUUAUAUUUGGGAGUACAUUGGAGAUUUAUUCGCUAAAGCUGCUUGUAUACCAUCAACACAGAUUGAUGUAAAUAAAAAUGUUUCUGAUGUCGGAACAGGACUACCAAAUGUUUUGGAGUUGUGUUCCGUGACGGAGCUUUUGUUAGAUAUCAUUCCAAUUGAAACUUACGUGAAUAGUUCUUCCGAAAUCUUACCAAAUUUAUUUACCCGAAUUAUUACACUCGUUAAUGACAAUUUAAGCACUUUAGAAGCCGAAGAUAUUGUUUACGCAUUGCAAUUAUGUACAAAUAUUUUAACAAAAAUUCAACCAGUCUCUAUAAAAACAACCACAGUUGCGGUUAAAUCUAGUCUAAAUGCAAGUUUUGUAAACGAUUUAAAAAAAUUAGAUGAUUCCAUGGAAAAAUCAAAAAGUUCAAAUGAUUUAACAACUUCAAAUAUAGCAGAAACCCCAGAAUUAGCUCCAAUAGAAAAUUUUAGUCUACCAAAUAAUCAUGUCGAUGAAAAUCACUUAAAAGCGAAUUUAAAUUUAGAGAAAAGUAAAUCAGAUUCAAAAUUAAAUGAAAAUGAUGAAAAAGACGAGCGAGAACGUUCAAAUAGUAAUCAAAUGUUACGACGUUUUCAAAUUCGUAGUCCAAAAUUUGAUAAGAAAGCAAAAAAUAAAAAAUCAAAAUCAAGUUCAAAAUUAUUCGAUUAUAAAAAUGAUGUUCUCCCAGUAGAGGAAAAUGAAAAAACAAUUAUUUUAAAUCCAACAAAUGAAAAUACUGCCAAACCGGAGAUUGAAAAUAAAUAUAUUUUAAAAUGUCUGGUAUUAUUUAAAACAUUUUUUACGAAUUUAUUACAAAAUAAAAUUUUUACAACCAUCAAUUUAUUAAGCUUCUAUGAGAAAUUUUUAAUUAAGAAAAAUAUUGAAGAUGAAUGUAUGAAACAAUUGGAGUUACUUUUAACAGAAGACGAAAAAAAUAAAUCGAUGUCGCAAUCAUCAUACGAUAUUGUUCAGUUAACAAAUGAUUUUCGUAUAACUUUUGCGAUUGGUAACUAUGGUGAAGCUAUAAAAGCUGCAUCAAUUAUGUUGCUAGAAUUUUCCGCAUUUCCAAAUAUCUUGGAUGUAGAUAUUACAGAAACGGAUUUACCGUUAUGGUUAAAAUAUUUAACAGUGAUAACUUGUCUAAAUUAUGAGAAUAGUAUUGAUUUACAGUUGGUGUGUAUGAAUACAUGUUUGGAAAUUAUUAGUUUAUCAAAAAGUAUGAAUCAAAUGAAUAAUGCAAAUGAGAAAAAUACAACAGUUUUAAUGGGUAUUUUACGUCCUGAAUAUUUAGGAUUUAUUGAAAAUUCAACGUCCAUAAUUGAGAUAAUGGCACAAACUUUAUGGACAUUUUUAUCAACCAUCUCAAAUCAUACACAAAUAUUAACAUGUAUUACAUUAUUAUAUCAUUUGCACAAUAUAUUUGAGAAUUCAAAUUUAGUUGAAAAUGUGAUUGGACGUUAUUUAGUUGGAAACAAUUGUUCGAUGAACGCUUUAAAAUGUUUUGUUACACUAUGGCAUGUUGGACGUGAUUUAGAACCGAAAUUUAUUUUAUUUAAACAAAAUAUACAACAUUUUGAAAAAUGCUUAUUGAAAAUCAUAGACAAUUUACAAAAUACCGAAAAUAUAUCGUUAAAAUUAUUUGCUGAAAACUUUGUUCUUCAUUCUUUACUCCGAAACGAUGUAUCUCGUUUAAUAUCACCAUUAUUUGUAAUGUUAUUAUCGCCGAAUACAGCUCGAAUUUCGGUAUUACAUGCAAACAUAGAAAAAUCGAAUCAUAUUACCAACGAUGAUGUACAGAAAUUUGAAGAUCGAUCGUUAAAGAAAAUCUACGCAAUUAGUUCAGUUGAUGGACAUGUCAUGUAUCAUAUUGCUGACGAUAAAAAGAAAAUUAACCAAGGAAAAUCAUUUUCAUUUUCCAAAACAAAUAUCCAUCAAUCAAAUGAAGCUGUAAGCUUGGCAACAAGUUUAGUUGAUGAUAAAAAUAUAGUGACUCAAAAGAAUCACGAUUUUAAAAUAACUGAAAGUUUUUUAUAUAAUAAUUCAACGAAGACUAGUGGGAUGAAAGUGUUCGUGAAUCCGUUAAGUUUUAAGGAUUCUUCGAACUCUGAUAAAUCGUCUAUCGAUAGUUAUUCGACGUCAGAUGGUACUAGUGAAAAUAUUCCUGAAGUUGAUAAUUUGGUAAAUGAUGAAAAAAGUACUAUAUCAGCUAACGAUCGUGAUUCGGGGAUAAUCUAUGAAACUGACUUUCUAAAUGAAACAAACGAUGAUUUUGAAUUAACAAAUUCACUUCGUAAGGAAAAUAAAAUUGAUGAAAUACCAAAUCAACUCAUUGAUAAAAACGACGACGCACAAGUAAAAAUCAUAAAUUUCUCUCCAAGUAAAAAAGUUUCUGCUUACUUAGAACAAAUCGAAAAUAUUUCCGAUGGUAUAACACAUUCAGGCAAACGAGCAAAAUUCGUUAAAUCACAUUCACUCGAUGAAAAUAACAAGAAAGACGAAGAUGACGAUAGUAUUUCGGAAAGUAAUUUAGUACAUAGUUGGUCUUAUGUCACCGAAAAUGUACAACAUGUCGAUGCAGAUUUGGAAAUCUCAACACCUGCAGAAGAAUUCUUUCAAAAUGGUGGUACAACACAAGCUGUAGUUGAAGACGUCGUAAGUGGAAUUGUUGAUGAAGUUUGUAAAAAUGAGAAAAAGGAAGAGGAAAAAUCUGUUGUUGGAAAAAGUAUAUUAAAAAAUAAAAUUAUAACAAAUAAAAAUCAUAAUACAGAACCGAUUUUGAUCAAUUCGGUUCACUCGCAUUUAUUAUUAUAUCGAGAUGUGUACGAUUCAAAUAUUGUUUUAUAUGCGAUACGCACACUUAAAGCAAUUGUUAACUCGAAUUCGAAGAUGUUAAUUGGUUCGUUAUCAACAACAGCACUUCAAACAAAUUCAGAUAUAAUAAAUUUAUUAGCGCGACAUCGAAAAAGUGUUUAUGGAUAUGGUUUUUAUGGUGAUAGUACCGAAUAUAUAAAUUUUUAUCGUGGUAACAUGUACUUAGAAGUAUUAAUUUCAAUUUGUUUAAAUUAUGCACGUAGCUUUUAUCCAAAUUUAACAACAAAGAAAUUAAAUAAUUAUGAAGUGGAUAAUAAUUUAAAAAUACAAUUAGAAUGUUUAGAUUUAUUAAAUAUUAUUGUUAAAGAAUUAGUUGGUAUUGUUAAAGAAAGUGGUAAAGGUUUUGCAUCGUACAUAACUGAUUUAUUAUUAAAAUGUAAAUUACAAAAAGUAUUAUUACAUAGUUUAGUUGCUUCGGUGAAAUCAUGUGAUACAGAUAAAAAAAGUUUUACAGAUGAAAUAUUAAUUUUUAAUAAUAUUGUUUUUAAAAAAAGUGAUAAAAUUGUUUCCGAAAAUGUUGAAUCUUUUCAAGUACAACUUUUACGGCUUGUACAAUCGUUAAUUGCAUUAGAAUACUAUGUUGAAAUACGCGGUGAAUGUGGUCCAAUCACAACAGUGCCUCAACAAGCAAUUUUCCGUGCCGCAUUACUAUCAGCAUUACAAAGUACAGCAUUACGACCAUUACAUCGUACAUGGACCGGUAUGAUCGCAGCAAGUUUACCAUAUUUAGGAUCAAGUCUAACACAAAUUGUUCUGAGUGUCAUACAUCAAUUAUGCAGUAACAUCGAAGUUAUAUCAAAAGAGUAUAACACAAAUAAAAGUUUAGAUCCUGUGAAAUCAAUACGUGAGGCACAUCGAAAAACAUUCAAACCAGAAAUAAUGGCGAUGAUUUCAUCCAAAAGUCUAUCCACUGAUUUUAAUUUAACACCCGUGGAUAUUCUGGACAGUUCAUUUCAAUUUAUUAAAUCGAACAAAAUUAAAAAAUCAGGAUCGAAUGAAAGUCAAGAACAACCGUUAACUGAUUCAUCUAACUUCGAAAUUAUUUCUGAUUAUGCGAUAAUGCAAUUAGAAUCGUUAACAGCGUUAACACAUUACUGUUUAUUAGAAAAUUCACAAUGUUCGAGUGCGUUAACGCAAACAAACACGUCAACAUCCCAUCAGUUUGGAUUCGCUAAUCCUACACAUCUUAUUAAUAAUUUAUUGAAUGUAUUCACAUCGAAUCCGUUAAUUGAAGAUAAUACGAAAUCACAAACUUCAGAGAAUUAUCAAGAGUCAAAACGUGCAGUAUUAAGUCAUUUACCUAGAAUUGUUACAAGUGUUGCACUUUUGUGGCAACAUGUAUCAAUUGAAACAUGUGAUAAUAACGGUUGUGCUAUCCUUGGUAGUCGACAUAUUUUACGCAAACAAUUAUUAGAAUUUUUAAGUCCGAUAUCUUUGCAUCAUAAUACACAUUUUUUAGCAGCUAUUGGAGUUGCAUGGAAUGAACGGAAACCGAAUAUUAUUAAAACGGUUUUACCAUCACCAAACGAUGCCCAAAAGUCUUUAGUUAAUUUAGUGUCCGCUUUACGAGUUAUUCCUAUUGAUAAUUUGGUACAAACAAUUCAUUCGGUUGUGAAAUCUCCGCCCGUGACAGAAGGAUUAAAGAGUGAUGUUAAUUUAGACCUCUCUGUGUUAGAGUUAUUUUAUUGUUAUAUACAAAAUGUAAAUAAAACACAGCUAAUGGAAUCGUGGAGUUCGUUACUUGGUUUAAUAAAAGAUGGCCCUACAUUGAAUCCAUCAUGUCAAUUUAUAAUAUUAGCGAUUUUAAAUGAAUUUGUACAAAAAUGCUCCCCAUUAAAUGAAAAGAAGGAUCAGAAGGAUUUACAAGAUGUUACAACAAAACUUAUCGAAUCAAUUUCCCAAAUAUCCGGAUCUUGUUUAGAGCAAACUACAUGGCUUCGAAGAAAUCUAGCAGUUCGAGAAGGCGAUAUGAGCAAUUUACCAGCAACACCCGAAAUAUCGAGUGUACAAACUUAUAGCGUUCAAGCACAAAUGAUAUUAGCUGAAAUUUUAGCUCCACUUUUAGAUGUAUGCUUUGGUUCAGCAGAAAAAGAUAAAGUUAUAUCAAUAAUAUCAUCGUUGAUGAAUAAUGUAGUCCCGUAUUUGCGUAAACAUAGUGCAAGGAACGUAAGCAGUUGGUCUGCGUGUUCGAAUUUAUUGGCUUCACUUAGUGGUUAUCCAGCUACACGCCGUGCAUGGCGACGCGAAGCUUUAGAAGUAUUAUUAGAUCCUUCACUGUUUAAAAUGCCCGCUGAAUGUAUUGCACAUUGGCGGAAUAUUGUUGAUCAUUUAAUGACACACGAUAACACGACGUUUAGAGAAUUAAUGAAUAGAGUAUCGUUAGGUCAAUCUGGCGGUUUAAGUUUAUUUUCGUCACGUGAUCAAGAAGCUGAACAACGAGCAAUGUUACUGAAACGUUUAGCAUUUGUUAUUAUUUGCGGAGAUACUGAUCAGUAUGCUAAACAUAUGCCGGAAGUACAAGAACAAUUAGCUGGCGGUUUUCGAAUGGGUGCACCUAAUGUAGCCGGUUCUGUGUUCCUAUGUUGUCGUGCAUUAAUUUUAAGGCUUACUUCUUUACAUAUAACAUCGUUAUGGCCACUAAUUUUAAGUGAAUGUUUACAAACUUUAAUUCGAGUUGAAAAUCAAUUAUCUGGAAACAAUGACUUAAAUAGUAGUACUAAUGAAGGCGGUUGGAAUGUUGAUGCAUUAAGUUCGGAAGGUUUAAAACGAACGAUGGGAGCUGUACAAUUAUUAGAUCUCGCCUUAUUAAUACCCUCACAUGACCUACCUCAUUUUCAAAUGUACAAAUGGGCUUUUAUACGAACAAAUGACACAUCAACAGUAGUUGGCAGUAAUGAAUUUAAAUCAAUAUUCGAACCACAUUUAAAUCGAAUUUUAGAAUUAUUGGAUGCAAAAUAUGGCAAUUGUGAUAUUCAACUACAGCCACACUCGAGUGGUCUAUACAUAUUUAGUUCAUUAGAAGGUACAAUCACUGUCAAUGAUUUACAUUGCCUAGUCAAAGCAAUGGCAACACGCAAAUAUGAACGCCAUGUAAAACAUUCUGAAUUAAUAUCAGCUGUUGAAUUGGACUUUUUAGAAAGGAUUCCAUUGUUGUAAUUUAAUGUUUAAAACAAAAAAUAUUUAAGUAAAUGUUUGUAAAUUUUGUACAUAAUAUAAUUAAUAUUUAGGUGUUUAACUGUAAAUAAUGUUUAAAAAACAAAAAGAAGAUAUAUAUUAUGAAAAAAAAAGUUUAUAUUUUAUGUUAUUCGAUAUUCUAAAGUGCGAAGAACGUCCAAAUAUAUAUGAAAAUAAUGGUGUUAUUUUUAUUUGUUUACAAUAUUAUAUUGAUAUAGUUAAGUAAAUUAAGGCUUGUGUGACCAAAUAUUUACAUAUAUAUA